AUGACGCGCCACGCGCAUUGCAUAGGAAUGAUGUUUUGUUUUUGUGUAAUUACUUCUCGUGAGUUUGGAAACAAGAUUGAUCAAAUGAAAAAGCAUCCUUGCUUGUUAUCAUCUUUCAUUUACAAAGACAAAUUGGUUCAACUAAUGCUCAACUCCGUAAUCCUUCCGUUGACCUUUGUUGCGUCGCUUGUGGUUUCUACGCCACCAGCUUGUUUCCUCUCCUGCAUUGAUCAUAUGGCACGAACAUGUGAAGAGUCCCAUACCGAUUUUGAAUGUUUUUGUGAUAACAGCCCAUCCGUUCUCGGAUGUUUGGUUGAUAUAUGUCCAUAUGGUACUUUUUUUAGUGCUAGGGACCAUUUUUGGGGGACGUGUGUUGAGAUGUUGGAGCCGAGAGGUUUAUACGAGCAGGAUGAGGAUGAGGAUGAGGAGCAGGACGAGGAAGAUGAGGAGGAGGAGGAGCAGGAUGAGGAGCAGGAUGAGGAGGAGUAUGACAAUGAAGGGAGUAAAUGUGUAGGUGAUUAUGAUAUGGAAUGCCAUAAUGAGACUGCGGGAGAUGGUGAUAAUGUCUAUGAAAACGGGG
Molecule: messenger RNA, 580 nt
Organism: Williopsis jadinii
Lineage: Eukaryota; Fungi; Ascomycota; Saccharomycetes; Phaffomycetales; Wickerhamomycetaceae
Exons: 2
Source: RefSeq, a predicted model, not a curated record